AUGUUGCUGCUUCCGAGUGAUUUUUUCUCGAAACAAGGCAAAAUUUGUAAGAAGAAGAACAUUCCUGAACCUGUCCAAAGCUUUGUCCUGGACAAAUUGAAGGGAACACGUCCUAAGAACACAGAAGAGAAGGAACUGGCCUAUAAUUGUGGAUUAGCAAAAAAAGCUCUGCAGCUUGGAUAUCCUGGAGUAACUACCUACUUUGAUGCCAGAGGCAAUUUCACUUGGACGGACUGGGAAGGAUCACUGAAUAAAGCCCUCGGAAGCGAGUACGCGAAACGCGACGUAUGUGGCUAG
Messenger RNA from Haemonchus placei, 297 nucleotides. Lineage: Eukaryota; Metazoa; Nematoda; Chromadorea; Rhabditida; Trichostrongylidae. The record is from the annotation of a GenBank genome assembly.